UGGGACGCGUCGCCGCUGUUGGUUGCGAGUUGGUUUUUAAAGCAGCGUCUGUUUGACUCGCGGCGGCGGCGGCGCGGCCUGACCAGACCUGACCAGCGUGAAAUAAUGGAGCACGUGCACUUGGCAGCGGUGGAUGAAGAAGAUCUCUAUUCAGGAUACAAUGACUAUAAUCCAACAUUUGAUACAGAGGAAUUAGAAAAUGAUGUGGCUUUUCAGCAAGCCUUGAGGACCAGUCAUGGAAGGAGACCCCCUAUGACUGCUAAAAUACCAGGUUCUGCAAUAGGUGCCCGUCCUUUUGGAACUAUGUUGGCAGCAAGAUUGCCCUUGUCAUCAUCAAUGGGUAGACCUGUAACUGGUGCUAUUCAGGAAGGAGUUGGUGUUGCUCGACCCAUGACAGCAGUGCGUGCAGCUGGCUAUUCAUCAGCAGCCAUCAGAGGUUCAGCAUUUGAUCCACUGGGACAAUCAAGAGGUCCUGCACCUCCUUUGGAAACAAAGAAUGAAGAUACGCCAGAAGAAAAGGUUAAGCAGUUAGAGAAGACUGUGAAUGAAUUGGUUGAGGAGAGUUGCAUUGCUAACAGCCGCGGAGACUUACAACUGGCUUUGGAAAAAGCGAAAGAAGCGGGAAGAAAAGAAAGGAUACUGGUAAGACAGAGAGAACAAACGGCAUCUGCAGAUCACAUUAAUCUGGAUCUUACCUAUUCGGUACUCUUCAAUUUAGCCAGUCAGUAUGCAGCCAAUGAUAUGUAUGCAGAAGCAUUAAAUACCUAUCAGGUGAUAGUAAAGAAUAAGAUGUUCAAUAAUGCAGGUCGGCUAAAGGUAAACAUGGCAAACAUUUACUUCAAACAAAGAAAUUAUCCCAAGGCAAUAAAAUUCUACCGAAUGGCGUUGGAUCAGAUAUCAAGUUCCCAUAAGGAGAUGAGGAUUAAAAUAAUGCAGAACAUUGGUGUUGUAUUCGUCAAAAUGGGACAGUACUCUGAUGCUAUCACCUCCUUUGAGCACAUUAUGAGUGAAAGUCCAAAUUUGAAAACAAGCUUUAACCUCAUUCUGUGCUACUUUGCCAUUGGUGAUCGGGAAAAGAUGAAAAAAGCAUUCCAGAAAUUGAUAGUGGUUCCACUUAGCAUUGAUGAAGAUGAUAAAUACAUCCCACCAAAUGAUGAUCCACAUAUGAAUUUGGUUAUUGAAGCUAUAAAGAAUGACUCACUGAGACAAAUGGAGAGAGAAAGAAAAGCGAUGGCAGAAAGAUUCAUCAUGACGGCAGCUAAAUUGAUAGCACCUGCGAUUGAGACAUCCUUUGCCGCUGGAUAUGAUUGGUGUGUGGAAAUGGUGAAGGCAUCGCAGUAUGUUGAACUGGCUAAUGACUUGGAAAUUAAUAAAGCUAUUACAUACUUGAGACAAAGGGACUUUAACCAGGCUGUGGAGACGCUAAAAAUGUUUGAGAAGAAGGACAGCCGGGUUAAGAGCGCAGCUGCAACAAACCUCUCUUUCCUUUACUUUUUGGAAAAUGAUUUUGGACUUGCGGACCGAUACGCAGACCUCGCUAUGAAUGCUGAUCGAUAUAACCCAGCAGCACUGACAAAUAAAGGGAACUGUGUCUUUGCGAAUAGCGACUAUGAGAAAGCAGCAGAGUUCUAUAAAGAAGCCUUGCGGAAUGACUCCUCUUUUACCGAGGCAUUGUACAAUUUAGGACUCACUUACAAGAAAUUGAAUAGACUGGAGGAAGCCUUGGAUUGCUUUUUAAAGCUUCAUGCAAUCAUGAGGAACAAUGCUCAAGUUAUGUACCAGAUUGCAAGUCUAUAUGAAAUGUUGGAGGAUCCAACUCAAGCUAUUGAGUGGCUUAUGCAGUUGAUUAGUGUUGCUCCCACUGAUCCUCUGGCACUGGCUAAAUUGGGGGAUUUGUACGACAAUGAGGGAGACAAGUCCCAGGCAUUUCAGUACUAUUAUGAGUCAUUUAGGUACUUCCCAUCGAACAUUGAGGGCAUUGAAUGGCUUGGAGCCUACUACAUCGAUACGCAGUUCUGUGAAAAAGCUAUUCAGUAUUUUGAAAGAGCAGCACUUAUCCAACCAACUCAAGUGAAAUGGCAGCUAAUGGUAGCAAGCUGUUACAGGAGAAGUGGUAAUUACCAGAAGGCAUUGGAAACUUAUAAAGACAUUCAUCGGAAAUUUCCAGAUAAUGUUGAAUGUUUACGGUUCCUGGUUCGUCUCUGCACAGAUAUGGGACUGAAAGAGAUUCAAGAAUAUGCCACAAGACUCAAGAAAGUUGAAAAAAUGAAGGAAAUAAGAGAACAGCGAGUGAAGUCUGGCAGAGAUGGGAGUGCACGUGGACGCAGAGAAGGCAGUGCUAGUAGUGGAUCAACACCUCCAGGAAUCCUAGGCACCAGCAGAAAUCCUGCUGCCUUCUCGCCUGAAAGCAGGCACAGUCCAUUAGUGGAUCAGAUUAGGGACAGUACACAAAGCACCCAUGGUACCAGUGCUAAAGGAGAGCGGAUGAAUGCCAAGCUGAGGUCACUCCAUGGAGUUAAUGAUCAGUAUGAAACCAGCAAUAACAAAGACAUAGAUGCAUCGUAUGUGGAUCCACUUGGCCCACAAAUAGAACGGCCCAAAACUGCAGCAAGAAAACGGGUUGAUGAGGAUGAAUUUGCAGAUGAAGAACUGGGAGACGAUUUGCUGCCAGAGUAGUUACUGCACCAAAAAUAAAUCAAAGUUAAUAUCAUCUUUAUCAUUACAUAUGGUAUAUUUGGUUCUGCUGGUAUAUAUGUUGUAUUAAUUCAUGUCUCAUAUAUGUUUGCAUUUACUUUUCAUCAAUGGUGUUUACCUUACACUUUUUCACUGUAGAUUACUUGUAAAUAUUGAACUUGUGUAUUUUUGAUAUUUUAAAUAUCUGUUUCUGUAACUUUACUCUUAUAAAUAAAAUGACAUAACUUCU
Messenger RNA from Callorhinchus milii (elephant shark), 2923 nucleotides. RefSeq names its product intraflagellar transport 88 homolog (gene ift88). Lineage: Eukaryota; Metazoa; Chordata; Chondrichthyes; Chimaeriformes; Callorhinchidae. The record is from RefSeq and is a predicted model, not a curated record. The transcript has 28 exons. Gene Ontology annotation, cellular component: ciliary base; centriole; non-motile cilium. Gene Ontology annotation, biological process: non-motile cilium assembly; kidney development; inner ear receptor cell stereocilium organization. The coding region runs from base 106 to 2676 and encodes 856 amino acids. Gene Ontology annotation, molecular function: kinesin binding.